This is a messenger RNA of Dendrobium catenatum, 632 nucleotides long. RefSeq names its product protein IQ-DOMAIN 1-like. The record is from RefSeq and is a predicted model, not a curated record. The transcript has 2 exons. Lineage: Eukaryota; Viridiplantae; Streptophyta; Magnoliopsida; Asparagales; Orchidaceae. Bases 103 to 441 code for a protein of 112 amino acids. Gene Ontology annotation, molecular function: protein binding.
GGAUUCAAGUUGAAAAAUCAGCCUAGUAAAUCAUCAAAUAAAUUAUAUAAUGGUUCUCGUGGCAGAAAUAAUCUGGGAGAAUCUGGUUUUAGUUCUGAGGAGAUGGCAGCUAUUCGAAUACAAACUGCAUUUCGAGGCUACAAGGCUAGGAAAAUUUCACGCCAACUGAAAGGAACACAAAGAUUAAGUUUCCUUUCUGAUGGCGGUUCUGUUAAAAGGCAGACAUCUCUCACUUUGCAGUUUGCUCAUUCCUGGAGCAAAAUACAAACACAAAUAAGAGCUCGGCGUGUUUCUAUGGCAACAGAAGGCCGAAUUAAGCAAAAGAGAUAUGAAACCCAAACAAAACUUGAGGCCAAGCUUCAUGAUUUAGAAGUAUGCUCUCUUCGCUCUCCAGUCCUCUUAGAGUUUCUUUUUCUCAAGGUGUUUUUGCUUUUGUGUUAAAUAUCCCGUCAAAUGUGAGGCUUCUAUGGUUUGAUCGACUAUUGUAAGUUCCUUCUUAGAAGCGUAUUGAUUUCAUGAUGCAUCAUUAUACUGAUCCUAUGCAUCAAACUGCAGUUAGCAUUUUGAUUUAAUGCGAUGGAAUCUGUUAGUAGAGAUAGCCACUUUCUCUCGACUAAUUAUAAUUGACUUUG